AUGGUUGACCCUAAGAAAAAGAAUGCCUCAGAUUUGAAUCACCAGGUGUGGGUCCUUCAGAGUCAGAACAUUGUGGCAGUUCCAUGGAGUGACAAUGUGGUUCCAGUCACUGUCACUCUUAUCCCAUGCAAGUAUCCAGAGUCUUUUGAGAAAGACAGAGGGUCUUAUUUGGGAAUAAAGAAUCCAGAGAUGUGUCUGUCUUGUGAGGAUGUUGGAGGGCAGCCCACACUGAAACUGAAGGUGGAGAAGAUACUGGAUCUGUACAACCAAACUGCACCUGUGAACCACAACAAGAAAGGCAAGACCUCCACCUUUGUGUCUGCGGCCGUCCCUGGCUGGUUCAUCGCCUCUUCAGAAAUAGGCCAGCCCAUCUUCCUCACUUCGGAACUAGGGAAAACAUACAACACUGAGUUUGAUUUAGCUACAGAGGCUUGA
Messenger RNA from Trichechus manatus latirostris (Florida manatee), 435 nucleotides. RefSeq names its product interleukin-36 gamma. NCBI's taxonomy places the organism in Eukaryota, Metazoa, Chordata, Mammalia, Sirenia, Trichechidae. Gene Ontology annotation, biological process: cytokine-mediated signaling pathway; positive regulation of gene expression; cellular response to lipopolysaccharide. The record is from RefSeq and is a predicted model, not a curated record. Gene Ontology annotation, molecular function: cytokine activity.